Fusarium musae is the source of this 1068-nucleotide messenger RNA. RefSeq lists its product as uncharacterized. The transcript is spliced from 5 exons. Gene Ontology annotation, molecular function: oxidoreductase activity. Lineage: Eukaryota; Fungi; Ascomycota; Sordariomycetes; Hypocreales; Nectriaceae. The record is from RefSeq and is a predicted model, not a curated record. Bases 1 to 1068 code for a protein of 355 amino acids.
AUGGAGUUGUGUUACGGAUCAAGAUCAUUCCCUCAGUUGAUCGAUCUCCCUGGUGCCUGGCGCGGGAACCAGUUCUCCGACGAGUCAGAGUACGUAUACCAUCUCAGCAUCGAGGAAGUUAAGGAAAUAGAGAACGCUCUUUUCCACUUCAAAGCCCUCGGCCUAGAUGGGGACUUGAUCUGCCGACAGAAUUUCCCACUUCCGACAGUUGGGAAAAGGCUUGAUCGUAUACGGCUAGAUGUCCAUGAGGGAAAGGGUUUUGGUUUGGUUCGGGGAUUGAACCCCUCUGACUAUUCCGCUGAGGACUUGACGAUGAUGUACCUCGGCUUUCAGUCGUAUAUCGCCAACCUUCGAGGUCGGCAGGAUAAGAUGGGGAACAUGUUGGUCCAUAUCAUAGCCGACAAGUCUUCCGAAACUUCUAGGCAGCAUCAUCGUCACUCGACAUCUGAAAUCACGUUUCAUAACGAGGAGUCUGGAGACAUUAUCAGCUGGCUGACACGGAGUACAGCAGCCUCAGGCGGGAGAUGCAUCAUCGCUUCAGGAUAUGCGGUAUAUAACAUCCUGAAUCGAUAUCACCCCGCAUCUAUCCGCCAGCUUUCUCAGCCAAAAUGGGUUUUUGCAAACCAAGAAGGAUAUCCCAGACCGAUAUUCUUCUACCACCGUAACCGGAUCAUGCUCAACUUCGGCCGAGUCCCACUAAUCGGCAAUGCGAUCCAUCCGCGCCCAGCUCAUCUACCACGAAUUUCCAUGAAACAGCUCAAAGCUUUGGAAGACAUUGAACACGCAGCUACAGAGGUUCAGUUGGAGAUCGGAACCAAGCCCGGUGAUAUUCACUUCAUCAACAAUCUCUUCAUUCUGCACAAGCGUGAUAGCUUUGAGGAUGGCGAUGGAGUUGGCGAGAAGAGGCAUUUGGUUCGGAUGAGGCUUCGGGAUGAUGAGCUGGGCUGGAGUCUACCGGAGAGUCUGAGACAGGAGUGGGCAGAUGCGUUUGGGGCAGGUUCAGAUAAGCUUUGGCAUGUUGACCCUAUGCCAGAAGGAUACUUUCCCUUGAGGUCGUAUCCGAAUUAG